This is a messenger RNA of Glycine soja, 1077 nucleotides long. Its product is annotated as MOB kinase activator-like 1A. NCBI's taxonomy places the organism in Eukaryota, Viridiplantae, Streptophyta, Magnoliopsida, Fabales, Fabaceae. The record is from RefSeq and is a predicted model, not a curated record. Gene Ontology annotation, cellular component: cytoplasm; nucleus. Gene Ontology annotation, biological process: signal transduction; positive regulation of protein phosphorylation. The transcript is spliced from 8 exons. Bases 196 to 843 code for a protein of 215 amino acids. Gene Ontology annotation, molecular function: protein kinase activator activity.
AAAAGAAAGAGCAUCAGGCAUAGCCAGCCAGGUAAGCAUAUGCAGGUUGGCAAAUGGAGUUUUUGCCUUUCUCUCUCUUCACUGGGAGGAGAGAGAGAGAGAGAGAGACGGAGGAAGUGACAGACUGGCAUUAAGGAGGACGACCCUUUGGUGUUUGGAUCUUCAAGAAAGAGAGACCCUUGGGAUUUCGUCACCAUGAGUCUCUUCGGUCUUGGAAACAGAAACCAAAAAACAUUUCGUCCAAAAAAGAGUGCUCCAUCUGGAAGUAAGGGUGCUCAACUUCAAAAACACAUCGAUGCCACGUUGGGUAGUGGGAACUUGAGGGAGGCUGUUAAACUGCCUCCCGGUGAAGAUAUUAAUGAAUGGCUAGCUGUAAACACCGUGGACUUCUUUAAUCAAGUGAAUAUCCUGUUUGGUACUCUUACAGAAUUCUGCACGCCAAGUAACUGCCCUUCAAUGACUGCAGGACCAAAGUAUGAGUAUCGAUGGGCUGAUGGUGUUACUAUAAAGAAACCAAUAGAGGUGUCUGCUCCAAAAUAUGUUGAGUAUUUGAUGGACUGGAUUGAAUCUCAGCUAGAUGAUGAAACGAUUUUCCCUCAAAGAUUGGGGGCUCCCUUUCCAACCAAUUUCCGAGAUGUUGUCAAGACAAUUUUCAAGCGAUUAUUCCGUGUAUAUGCUCACAUUUACCACUCACAUUUUCAGAAAAUAGUGAGUUUGAAGGAAGAAGCUCACCUUAAUACUUGCUUCAAGCAUUUUGUUUUAUUUACUUGGGAAUUCCGUUUGAUCGACAAAGCAGAGUUGGCACCUCUUGAGGACCUUGUUGAAUCUAUUGUUCAGUUAUAGUGCUGUUGGUGUUUUCUUUCCCUGAUUUUUAGGAGAGAUUAAACAUUGGAAAUGUUGGCUAUACAUUUUUGUGACCCCUUGUAAAAUACUUGCUAAAUGAAAAAUCUUUAUCAACCCCUUAUGUAUUUGGCUCUUAAUUGUUGUGAUGGUUGCUCAAUAACAAUAAUAAUCGUGUGAAUCUAGCGAAAACCUCCUUGUGAGGCAAGGGAAAUAAUAGAUGCAAUUGACGCUUUA